CCACAGCAAUCUCCCCUGGAUUCAAAACCCCAAAAUUUCUCGCUAUCUCCAUAUCCAAGCAAGACAUCAUAGUCGAAGGCCUAGUAGAGGCAAGAGAGGGGGCAAUGGACAAUUUGGGAUGGGAUGUUGUUAGUCCAUCAUCAAUCUUUAGAAAUAAUGAGCUGCUUACUGUUCCACCAAAUAAUACAAUCUGGAACAAUAGUAAUCAGUACGAAUCCGACGCUGAUUACUGCAUUAUAAGCAACAAGGCCGAGCUCAAUGAUUCAAUAUUGCUCAACUCAAGCUUAGAUCAACUGCAACAACUCGAUUCGAUCAACAUCGAAUUGCUGGCUCCAGCUUUCGACAUGGCAAUGAGCAACAAUCACCUAGAUCUUGAUUCUCUCCUCACUUCAUCUAAUCAUCAACUUGUUCCUUUCCCUGAGCAAAUAUUCACCAGUGGGAGCAGCGGUAAUUUGACGUCAUCCGCGGAGUCUGAAAGCUCCUCCCAAGCUGCAGAAUCAUCAAAGAAUCUGCGUAGUUGCAAGAGGAAAUUCGAAAACCAUCAGCAACAUUCCACAACAGGAGGAGGAGCGUUUCAGAUAUUCUUCGAGAAGAACUCAGCAAGCUCAAAGAGAUCGAGAUUACUUAAUGAAAAGGACUCGAUGGAUAAAAUCUCAAACAUUGAUUUCAGACAGGAGAAUGCAAAGUCAUCAGGGUACGAGCCCGACACUGAGGCGAUAGCUCAGGUGAAGGAGAUGAUAUACAGAGCAGCGGCGAUGAGACCGGUGAACCUCGUUCUUGAAGAAGCAACGGAGAAGCCUAAGAGAAAGAACGUUAAGAUAUCGAGCGAUCCUCAGACCGUGGCUGCGAGGCAUCGAAGAGAGAGGAUCAGCGAGAGGCUGAGAGUUCUGCAGAAGUUAGUUCCAGGUGGAAGCAAGAUGGAUACUGCUUCAAUGCUUGAUGAAGCAGCAAAUUAUCUCAAGUUUUUGAAAUCUCAAGUCAGUGCUUUGGAAACCCUAAGAGGAGGAGGAGGAGGAGGUAUUAGUAAUAAUAUUAAUGUACAGGCUUUUGCCAUGCAAUACCCAAAACCCUAGCUAAUCCAAUGAUAAUGAUGAUCAUCAUGAUUAGCUUUUUCUCCUAACAAAAAGAAAACCUUAAUAUCAAAAUUUGUAAAAGGUUCGGCUUUUUACUAGCAUCAUUACUCCUUUUUACCAUUAGCUUUAACUUUUGAGUAUCUAUCUAAAGUUGGUC
Asparagus officinalis (garden asparagus) is the source of this 1230-nucleotide messenger RNA. RefSeq names its product transcription factor bHLH87-like. The record is from RefSeq and is a predicted model, not a curated record. Gene Ontology annotation, molecular function: protein dimerization activity; DNA-binding transcription factor activity. The coding region runs from base 105 to 1073 and encodes 322 amino acids. NCBI's taxonomy places the organism in Eukaryota, Viridiplantae, Streptophyta, Magnoliopsida, Asparagales, Asparagaceae. Gene Ontology annotation, biological process: regulation of DNA-templated transcription. The transcript has 2 exons.